ACAGAAUGUGACCCCAAGUAUAAAGAGCAAGCAAAGCACAAUACGCUUUUGCCCGUGUUAUUCUCCUUCAGCCUUCUCUCUUUUUCAUCCAUCUCUUUGGUGUCUGCUUUCCUCAGAGGCUCUCUACCCUCUAGUCCAACAUGGCGCACCAACGGUCAAGCUCGCCAAAAGCAGAGGCAACCCGCCUCCGCUGGCAGGAGGUAGACGAAGAGACUGGUCUCCAGCCCAAGAAACUGCUUCCAGAUCUCUCAAGAACUGUGUCAACCAUGUCAAACAACUCUCAAAUGUCUGCGCGGAGUCGGAACCGGAGGGCAACUGUUGAUCCUUCACUUUCAUUGCCAAUCCAUUACCGCACUGUCUCCUUCGACAUCGAUGAAGCAAGAGAAAAAGAACUUGCUGAGACCGCCAAAACGAAGAACAAUGUCGUGACAGACCUCUCGAACCUCGACUGGCAUCAAAUUUCCACCGAAGAGCUGCAGAAACGAUGGAAAGUCGAUAUAUCGCAGGGGCUCUCGCGCGAACAAGUCCAGCAACGCUUACAGGAAUACGGAAAGAAUGCUCUCUCGCCACUGCCACACCAGUGGUUCUGGCAGAUAUUUGGUUACUUCUUCAAAGGCUUCGGUGCCAUCCUCCUUAUAGGAAGUGUUCUGGUGUUUGUCUCAUGGAAGCCUCUCGGGAAUCCUCCAGCUAUAGCCAAUCUUGCCUUGGCUAUCGUUUUACUUGCCGUGUUCUUCAUUCAAGCUGGGUUCAAUGCGUGGCAAGAUUGGUCAUCAUCACGAGUCAUGGCGUCGAUCACUGCCAUGUUGCCGGAAAGUUGUCUUGUUCUCCGCGACGGCUCACUCACUGUGGUCUCUGGACCGGAAAUUGUUCCUGGUGAUGUUGUGCAUCUCACAGCCGGAACCAAGCUGCCUGCUGAUUUACGCCUGGUCGAAGUCUCCACUGACGCGAGCUUCGAUCGUUCGAUCCUGACUGGUGAAUCCGCCCCGAUCAAUGGAACGGUCAACUCUACGGAUGACAACUACCUCGAGACACACUGUAUUGGUCUACAGGGGACACACUGCGUGGCUGGAAGUGCCGUGGGCGUCGUUGUCUCCACUGGUGACUCGACCGUCUUUGGUCGAAUUGCAAAGCUGACCAGUGAGCCCAAGAAAGGCUUGACCACCUUGGAAAAAGAGAUCCUGCGCUUUGUGUCAUUCAUUGUCGCAAUCAUGCUAGCUAUGAUCAUUCUAGUUGUUGGGGUUUGGGCUGGAUGGCUUCGAAAAGAACAUCCUGACUGGAUCAACGUUCCUACUCUGAUCGUCGACUGCGUGAGUGUUGCUAUCGCAUUCAUUCCUGAAGGCCUUCCAAUCGCCCUUACCGCAAAUUUGACAAUCACUGCCAACCUCAUGAGCAAGAACAAGAUUCUGUGCAAAUCGCUGAAGACCGUGGAGACUCUGGGUGCUGUCUCUGUAAUCUGCUCCGACAAGACUGGAACGUUGACAAGGAACAAAAUGUUUGUUACAGAGUGUGCCAUCUCGACAACCUGCUUUAGCCCUGAUUCAGCAAGGGAUGAGAUGAACAGGAAAGGCAAGAAGAGCGGAGUCCACCAGCUUCGCGCCAUGGCCGGUCUCUGCAAUGCAGCUGAAUUUGAUGCCGCAUCCAUGCAGCUCCCGCUCCACGAGAGAGAAAUCCAUGGAAAUGCCACUGAUCAAGCCGUCCUGAGGUUAUCCGAGGGUUUGGGAUCGGUAGCCAAACUGCGCCAAACGUGGAAAAAGACCUAUGAGCUGGCUUUCAACAGCAAGAACAAGUUUAUGGUACGGACAUUCACACUUGCUGAACCAGAGGGACUAGGACUCGCGAUGUCUGCCGCAGAGUCUUCGCAGUUCAAGCGCAGCGAUAUUCUUUUCACGAUUAAAGGUGCACCGGACAUUCUUAUCGACAGAUGCUCGCAAUUCAUUGAUCUUGAUGGCAGCGUGCAGCCACUGGAAGCGCGGAUGCUGGCUCGGAUGAGAGAAGUCAAGGACCAGUGGUCUGCAGAAGGAAAGCGCGUAAUUCUCCUCGCGCGAAAACUCCUCUCUUCAGCUGAGAUAAUGUUUCAGCCAUCCUCACACGAGUUUGAGACUGAAAUGCUGAACCAAGCGAAGACCGGGCUGGUUCUAGUCGGCAUGGUCGGUAUUGUCGAUCCUCCGAGGGAAGAAAUUCCAGACGUCAUUAGUACCCUGCGACGCGCAGGGAUUCGGAUCUUCAUGGUAACCGGCGACUUUGGCCUCACAGCGCUGGCUAUCGCACGGCAAUGUGGAAUUGUUGGCACAAACGGUCUCGUUGAUGAUGCGACUGCUCUCAGAAGAUCAACGGAUUCCGAGAAGGCCUCCAGUGCUCCUACUGCCUCCGCGAUCACCAUCAGUGGAGCUGACCUUAUGAGUCUCAAUGACCACCAGUGGGAACAACUCUGUCAGUACCAGGAAAUUGUCUUUUGGCGAACCACUCCCGAGCAAAAGCUUCGUAUUGUUCGCGAGUUCCGCGCAAGAGACGAGAUUGUCGGCAUGACUGGCGACGGUGUUAAUGAUGCGCCUUCUCUGAAGGCAGCUGACAUUGGCAUCGCACUGGGUAGCGGGUCCGACAUUGCUAUCGAGGCCUCUGACAUGGUUCUUCUGGAGUCUUUCUCUGCCAUCGUCGAAGCGGUACAGUACGGGCGGGUUGUCUUUGACAACUUGAAGAAGACAAUUGUCUAUCUUCUCCCAGCGGGCUCGUUCUCAGAGUUCUGGCCUGUCUUUUGCAAUGUCGUCUUCGGGCUUCCUCAGGUCCUCUCAUCCUUUUUGAUGAUCAUCAUCUGUUGCUUCACAGACUGCGCGGCCGCGACAGUCCUCGCCUACGAGAAACCCGAAGCCGACGUCCUCCUCCGUCCCCCACGCAAGCCCAAGCAGAACCGCCUCGUGAACUGGAAACUCAUCUUCCACGCAUACGGUGUUCUUGGCGUUAUUGAAACCGUCUGCUCCUUUGCCAUGGCCUUCUGGUACCUUGAGCGCAACGGCGUCCCCUUCUCCGUCUUCUGGUUCAAGUUCGGCAACUACCCCUCCGACAUUGACCAAGACUGGCUCACAGCCCGCCUCAACGAAGCUAGCUCUGUCUACUUUGUCAACCUUGUCGUGAUGCAAUGGUUCAACCUCAUGGCCGUCCGCACUCGCCGCCUCUCCAUCUUCUCGCACCCACCAGCCUUCAAUAAAAAGACUCAGAACCUGCUCCUCUUCCCCGCCAUCUUGUUUGCCUUCGUCAUGGCCAUCUUCUGGCUCUAUAUCCCCCCGCUCCAGCGCACCUUGAACACAACCAGCGUCCCCGCGAUUCAUUACUUCCUGCCUGCGGCAUUCGGGGUGGGGAUCGUGGUGCUGGAUGAGCUGCGGAAGGCGGGAGUGAGGCGGUGGCCGAACGGGCUCCUGGCUCGAUUCGCGUGGUGAGAGUCUGUUGCUUUACUUUGCUUUGUGGCCGGUGGUUUGAGGAUUAUUGCUUAGAGGCUAGGCUACAUACAUAUGUACUUGGUUGGGAGGCCCACCGGCAGGUUACACCCGGAGCCCGGUGCAUGUUGGUUCCGAUUUAGACUGGGAUCUCUGCUUUAUCCGAAUGGGGUAGGUAGACUAGCUUGCAGUGCAGUGGUCUGGUGGAUUUGGACUCUGUCAUACCUGGUUACUUACUAAGUAUGGGUUACG
Messenger RNA from Aspergillus aculeatinus CBS 121060, 3680 nucleotides. RefSeq names its product cation-translocating P-type ATPase. Bases 141 to 3431 code for a protein of 1096 amino acids. The record is from RefSeq and is a predicted model, not a curated record. Gene Ontology annotation, cellular component: membrane. Gene Ontology annotation, biological process: intracellular potassium ion homeostasis; intracellular sodium ion homeostasis; potassium ion import across plasma membrane. Lineage: Eukaryota; Fungi; Ascomycota; Eurotiomycetes; Eurotiales; Aspergillaceae. Gene Ontology annotation, molecular function: ATP hydrolysis activity; P-type sodium:potassium-exchanging transporter activity; ATP binding. The transcript has 10 exons.